ACCAGGGGCAGGACUUCUAUCCAAGUCGGAGUAGAGGAAACCGAAGUACCAGCGACCAGGGAGGCAGCGCGUACACAAACAGGCCGUACACACUGUUAUCUCCAUCGUCUGAUAGAUUUUUUGGCAGUGAAAAUGAUCCAGUGUGUGCAGAUUAUGUUGUAUUUGUCGGUUCUGGUGGCGUUUGCCGCCUGCAACGCUCCCCCGGUACCGUUAGACGACAUCUUCAUUGAGAAAACUUUCGUGCCAGAGCAGUGUGUGCGCGCAGUCAAAGUCGGGGAUUAUGUCAGGUAUCACUACAUUGGCACGUUUCCGGACGGCAAGAAGUUCGACUCCAGUUACGACCGUGGCAGCACCUACAACGUGUUUGUUGGCAAGAAGCAGCUGAUCGAAGGCAUGGACAAGGCUCUGGUGGGGAUGUGUGUCAACGAGAGAAGUCUGGUCAAGAUCCCACCUCACCUCGCCUACGGAAAACGGGGAUAUGGUGACAUCAUCCCUGCUGACUCUAUCCUCCACUUUGACGUCCUGCUGCUCGAUGUGUGGAACCCGGAGGAUGGCGUCCAGAUCAAAACCUACCACACACCCUCGAUCUGCUCCAGAAAGGUGGAGGUGUCUGACUACAUUCGCUAUCACUAUAAUGGCACCUUGCUGGACGGGACACUGUUUGAUUCCAGCCACACCCGCAUGCGUACCUAUGACACUUACGUCGGGAUUGGGUGGCUGAUCGCUGGUAUGGAUCAGGGCCUUCUGGGAAUGUGUGUUGGAGAGAGACGCAUCAUCACUAUGCCACCGUCACUUGGAUACGGAGAGAACGGAGACGGUAGCGACAUCCCAGGACAGGCGUCCCUGGUGUUUGAUGUCAUACUUCUGGACCUCCACAACCCCAGAGACGGGAUCGCAGUGACCAAUCAGAUGGUGCCCGAGUCCUGCACGAGGAAGAGCGUCUCUGGAGACUUUGUGCGCUACCACUACAAUGGCAGCCUCCUCGAUGGAACAUUUUUUGAUUCCAGCUAUUCUCGUAAUCGCACCUAUGACACCUAUGUGGGUAAAGGCUAUGUGAUUGCUGGCAUGGACGAGGGUCUGAUUGGAGUGUGUGUUGGAGAGAAACGCACUAUCACCAUCCCCCCACAUCUUGGCUAUGGAGAGGAGGGCACAGGUUCUAAGAUCCCUGGUUCAGCUGUGCUGGUAUUUGACAUUCACAUCAUCGACUUCCACAACCCGUCAGACAGCACGGAGAUCACCGUCUCUUACAAGCCAGAGGAGUGUGAGAGGCAAACCAAGAAGGGAGACUUUGUCAAAUAUCACUACAACGCCUCUCUGAUGGACGGCACAUCCAUUGACUCCACGUAUAAUUAUGGAAAGACAUACAACAUUGUCUUGGGAGCCAACCAGGUAGUCCCAGGGAUGGAAGACGGACUGAUGGAAAUGUGUGUGGGAGAGAAAAGACACCUUGUUAUCCCUCCUCACCUCGGCUAUGGGGAGAGAGGAGUCACUGACGAAGUUCCAGGGAGCGCUGUGCUGGUGUUUGACGUCGAGCUGGUAGACAUGGAGGAAGGACUUCCUGAAGGUUACAUGUUCAUCUGGAACGACGAUGUGUCACCUGACCUCUUCGCUGAGAUGGACAAAGACAAAGACGAGCAGGUGGAGCCCUCUGAGUUCACCGACUACAUCAUGCGACAGGUGAACGAGGGUAAAGGCCGCUUGGCUCCUGGCUUCGAUCCUUAUCGCAUCAUUGACAACAUGUUCUCCAACCAGGACCGCAAUGGAGACGGGAAGAUCACAGAGGCAGAGUUCAAACUUAAAGCAGAUGAAUCCGCCGCCCAUGACGAGCUAUGACGGGACUGAGUGUUAAACACAGAUCAGGGUGUAGGGUCAGACAGUGGGGGGUAAUAAUACAUAUGUGGGUGGUAGAAUAGAAAAAGAUGGAGUUGUAUGUGUAAAGUGAGCCAGUGUGGAGUGAGAAAUGUGCUUAGAGAUUUUUUAUUUUUAUGAUGGUCAUGGGACAUCUUGUCCUUAAAGAGCCAAAUGAGUCUGAUAAGAAAGAUGCAGGAUUUAGCAGUGAGAAGAUUAUUUUGAGAGCUAAAUAUUGGAAAGAAUAAUAAUUUGAGGACUUUAAUGACAAUGAAUGACUUCUUCUUUUACCUCCUCUCCCAUAAAGUUCUUGUCUUGUUUUUUCGUGACUUUUUAUUUUAUUUUGAAGGGUACAAAAGCACUCCUGUGAGAGAGAACAAACCAAGGCCUCACUCCACAAUCUCUACAUUCAACACACAUUCCUGACUUUUAUUGUUGUUAACAUUUUCUGGUUGUGUGUGAAACUUUCUUUUCACUGGUUAUCAGCUUGUCUCCGAAAUGUCUAACAGUCUUCCAGGAGCACCAAGUCAGGCCUCAAUCACUGUAAUAUACUGAGAUGGAGGAAAGUUACGUUUAUGUCUGAGAGUUAGUGCUCACUUGCUAAUCAAAUUAAAGUGAUCCUUUUGAAUGAGAGCUUUAAGUUCUAUCUACAUAGUUCACACCUUCCACCUUCCACUGUUUUAUGUUUCAAUGUCAGGAUGCCUUCUGUGUUUUCUGCUGUUCAAAUCAUCCAAAAUGACACUGAAAGUCAAAAAAUGUUGUUGAAGGCUUUCCAAUCUUUCAGUCACUUUUGGUCAACUAGUUUUUCCGUUGUUUGUUUCUGCCUUCAUACAAAUGUUAACACCAGAUUGUGUGUGUGUGUGUGUGUGUGUGUGUGUGUGUGUGUGUGUGUGUGUGUGUGUGUUUAAGAGAGAGAAAAGAGUGUGUGAAUGUUGUUUUUGUUUUACUUUUAUAAUCAGGAGAAUACUGAGGCUUGUUGUUGAUAAUGUUAGCGCAAUGUUGAAUUUGAUUAAAUGACCUGACCUAGA
This is a messenger RNA of Dicentrarchus labrax (European seabass), 2876 nucleotides long. RefSeq names its product FKBP prolyl isomerase 9 (gene fkbp9). The coding region runs from base 133 to 1833 and encodes 566 amino acids. The transcript is spliced from 10 exons. The record is from RefSeq and is a predicted model, not a curated record. NCBI's taxonomy places the organism in Eukaryota, Metazoa, Chordata, Actinopteri, Moronidae. Gene Ontology annotation, molecular function: peptidyl-prolyl cis-trans isomerase activity; calcium ion binding.